UCUCCUCAUUUACAAUCUUUGUCCGGAACAGCGCGGUUGUACGGAGCACGAGCUACGGUACAGCACUUUUCUCGACAACCGAAGUUUGAACAUGGCAAUGGCAGGAAGUCGAAUUGAACAUAAGGAUAAACCAGCAAAAAGCCUAUUAAUAUCUCCUUUAAAAAUCAGACAACUCCUCAGUGAGGGUUUUGCCCCGGAAGACAAUGAGGAUAACGUGUCAAAUCGCUCUUCUCAAAUUUCAAACUCGCUGGGUCCAGAAUUUAUCAGUGAAGCACAUUGUGAGGCUACAAACAAAGAUGCUUUCUUUGCCAGAGUGGAAUCAUACUCUUGUUUGAAAUGGACUGGAAAGCCCUUCGUUCUCUCUCCUUUGAGAUGUGCUCAGUAUGGCUGGAUAAAUGUAGACUGUGACAUGCUGAAGUGUUCCAGUUGUCAGACAUUUCUUUGUGCAUCCCUUCAACCAACACUAGACUUCCAGAAAUAUGAAGAACGUAUUUUGGAGUUGACGAGGCAACUUCAGACACAGCAUAAAAAAUUUUGUUCAUGGCCGGAUUUUCCAUGCCCUGAAAGAUUCUGGAUGGUUCCAGUCAGUGAACCUGAAGAACUGUUUAAUGAUUUCUUGGAGCGUUUCAGGAGUGCUUGUUUGCUUCAACAACAGCUUCCUACCAUGAAGUCAGAGCAACUCAAAGCUAUGACACUGACUGAGGAUGUAAUCAGCAGUCUUUUGCAAUUGGUUGAGGUUGAGCAGAAGAUACGGGAUGAAUCUUCAUCAGAUCCACUCUGCAUACAAAUGGCUGCUUGUACGGUGGCCCUAUGUGGCUGGGGAGCAAGCCCCAGUCUAUGUGCAAUGAAUCUCCCCAUUCUCACCUGCACAUACUGCAUGAGGAAAGUAGGGCUGUGGAACUUCUACCAGUUGGAUGGUGUCGGUGACGGGGAUAACUUCUCAUUCUACCAAUCCACAACUCCAGUGCAGGAGGGCCGAAGUGGGGAUAGAUUAACUCCUACCUCCCCCUCUCAGUCACCAACCCCAUGUCGAAUGAAGCUGCGUAGCCAGGACACUACGCGCACAGAGCAGUCUGAGAGUUCCUCGUCCCCCCUGGUGGUUCGAACUCGGAGCAGGGACUCUCCUAGCCCCAGUGAGGAGAUGAGGGGCAAAAGGCCUGUGACCCGUAGCCGAGGACAUGGAGACGGCCUGAUGGCAGAAAUGCCCUCCAGUCCCCAGAGAAAGACAAAACGUCCACGACUCUCCUCUGCUAGUAGUCCUGAAGGGCUCUUGCACAGGAAUUUGUUUGACCCAGUUGCUCAGCAUAGAAACUGGUGUCCAUGGGUGAAUGUAGUUGGUGAUAAUUGGAGCCUGGAUACGACACUGUCUGUAGAAUGUGAAACGGAGCUUCCUCAGUCUGGUUGGAGAAUGGCACUCCAACUCCUCCUAACGAUGAAAAGGAGCAUUAGCCCAGUAGCGUCCAAUACAGCUCAGGGUCCUGAGGACAAGUCAAAAAGGGUAUCCUCAAUAUUUCAACACCUUUCCACUAGAUCUUCUGAGGAGGAGAAAAAGGAUUCCAAAAUAUGUUGCUGACUGCAAUCAAAUGUUCUGUUCUUAUUAAAAAUGGUAGUAGUAUUGUUUCAUCUGUGUGUUUAGUAUGCUAUUAGAGCUCUGUGUAAUACCAAUUUUGACUAAUUUCAAAGAAAUUGACAUCGCACCUUCUUUGAAAAGGUAUUUCUGACGUUUUAUGCUCACAAUACAGGACAUGUCAACCUACUAGUCUGGCAAUGUGUAGUGUACUUGAAAGUUGAUUGUAUGUGGUGCUCCCCCAAUAAAAUAAUAAAAUGUCUUUUGUAAUAUA
Messenger RNA from Electrophorus electricus (electric eel), 1841 nucleotides. RefSeq names its product zinc finger, C3HC-type containing 1 (gene zc3hc1). NCBI's taxonomy places the organism in Eukaryota, Metazoa, Chordata, Actinopteri, Gymnotiformes, Gymnotidae. Gene Ontology annotation, cellular component: nucleus. The record is from RefSeq and is a predicted model, not a curated record. Gene Ontology annotation, molecular function: zinc ion binding.